Messenger RNA from Phyllopteryx taeniolatus (common seadragon), 1254 nucleotides. RefSeq names its product sulfiredoxin 1 homolog (S. cerevisiae) (gene srxn1). NCBI's taxonomy places the organism in Eukaryota, Metazoa, Chordata, Actinopteri, Syngnathiformes, Syngnathidae. The coding region runs from base 61 to 498 and encodes 145 amino acids. Gene Ontology annotation, biological process: cellular response to oxidative stress. The record is from RefSeq and is a predicted model, not a curated record. Gene Ontology annotation, molecular function: sulfiredoxin activity. The transcript has 2 exons. Gene Ontology annotation, cellular component: cytoplasm.
CAAUGAUUCCACGCCCCCCGAAACGCAUCGCGGAAGUAGCAGGCUGAAGUUUGGGCCAUUAUGUUCCGUUUGUGGCGCUGCAACAGAACGCUUGUGACCCAGUCUGUUUUCUGGCGCAUAAAGCAGUCGACGAUGACCACCCAGGGCAACGUAAAAACGGACGAGAGCGGGUCGAUUCACUCCAAACGACUACAGGAAGUGAACGACGUUCCGAAUGACGUCAUCAUCCGGCCGUUUCCUCCUGUUCUGGACGAGCAGAAAGUCCAGAGCCUCGUCAAUACAAUAAAGGCCGGAGCAGACGUCCACGUUGUUCCUCCAAUCGAUGUGGUCUGGAUCAAAGGCAGAGAAGGGGGAAAUGAUUUCUACUCAUUUGGAGGCUGUCAUCGCUUUGCUGCCUACCAGAGGUUGAAAAUGCAGACAAUCCCCGCCAAGAUCACGAAAUCAAACACCUCAGACCUCAGAACGUACCUGGGGGCCUCAACCCCUGAUCUGCGGUGACCAAGGGCUCGUAUGGAGUAACCUGCGAGUCGGGGACUUUUUGAUGAUGCAUAGCAGAUAGUCAUCCAUCAGGGGGCGACAUAUAUCAAACGCAGAUAAUCGAAGUGUGUCAAAGGAAGUUCAGCAGGGAACUAUUCCAUUUUCUCUACACUGUUGUUGAAAGUCAUAGACAGGUAGCAUAUCAAUGGUGACAUAGGUAGUCAUCUGUGGACAUUAAUCCUGGUACAGUGUUUUAGAGGUUGUUCAUGUUUGUUCAUGUCUGACAGGUGUUUAUUGGAUCGAAUGAAGGAGUUUAUGCCACGUAAAUGUCAGUUUUCGUAAAUUGGGGGAUUCUUACUUUUGCAUUACUGUUUAGAUGAUUUUCCAUGCAGGAGAGCCCACGUCGCAUACGCCAAAGAAUUUGUUGCUUUUUAAAAUAUUGAUGAGUAUUUAUUAGUUAUGUACUACAGUUUGUAGUAAUGCCAUUUUUUUAAUUGUAUACUCUCAUACUAGAAUGGCACACAAAUAUAUAUUCUGUGUACUAUUUACUCAUCAAAUUCAUUUCAUUCAUCCUUCCUCUGAUUUUCUUUGUGUUGUAACUCAAAAUGUUGUCUGUCACUGAAGAUUUGUCAGAAAUAGUCCCACGUACAGUAACGUCACGUCACAUCUUGUUUAAAUGUGUUACUUUAAUAUUUAAAAUCCCCAAAUCUGACACAUGGAACCUUUUGAGGACACUUCCUGUUAAUUCAUAAAUAAAUGCUUAUUUGUGGAAUUUGA